Mugil cephalus (flathead mullet) is the source of this 2802-nucleotide messenger RNA. RefSeq names its product unc-51 like kinase 3 (gene ulk3). Gene Ontology annotation, cellular component: autophagosome; cytoplasm. The transcript is spliced from 17 exons. Gene Ontology annotation, molecular function: protein serine/threonine kinase activity; ATP binding. The record is from RefSeq and is a predicted model, not a curated record. Lineage: Eukaryota; Metazoa; Chordata; Actinopteri; Mugiliformes; Mugilidae. Gene Ontology annotation, biological process: autophagy; peptidyl-serine phosphorylation; protein autophosphorylation. Bases 199 to 1608 code for a protein of 469 amino acids.
UGGGUUGCAGUAACGCAGUGUCAACACCAGGAGGCAGUGACACUUUUUUAAUAGAUUUUGACGUCAUCCGUACACUGCACAGCGGCGUGUUGACGUAUCUGAUCAGGUCCGCGAUGUAAACAUUGACUUUUCAUUGAUAUACUGUGGAUUAGCUAACAGCCUGGACCUGCUUGGGGAGAAUCUCAUGUUGCUGUCGCCAUGGCUUCAACUUCCGGCUUUGCUCCACCAAAACUGGCGGACUUCAUCCUCACAGAGCGGCUGGGCAGUGGCACCUAUGCCACAGUCUACAAAGCCUACAGGAAGGAGAACAGUCGAGAGGUGGUAGCAGUGAAAGUAAUUCGGAAGAAGACGCUAAACAAGGCUGCUACAGAAAACUUGCUCACAGAGAUUGAAAUCCUGAAGACUGUGCGCCAUCCUCAUAUAGUCCAGCUGAAAGACUUUCAGUGGGAUGCUGAGAACAUUUAUCUGAUCAUGGAAUGGUGUUCUGGUGGGGAUCUCUCUCGUUUCAUUCGGAGCCGCAGGAUUUUACCUGAAAAGGUGGCCCGGCGAUUCCUCCAGCAGAUGGCCUGCGCCCUCCAGUUUCUUCAUGACAGAAAUAUCUCACAUCUGGACUUGAAACCCCAGAACAUUCUGCUCAGUGGCUCUGUCCUCAAGCUAGCAGACUUUGGUUUCGCGCAGUACAUGUCCCCGUGGGAUGAGCAGAGUGUCCUGAGAGGUUCUCCUCUAUACAUGGCACCUGAGAUGGUGUGCCGACGCCAGUAUGACUCCAGAGUGGAUCUCUGGUCAGUAGGAGUCAUCCUCUUUGAGGCACUGUUUGGACGAGCACCUUUCGCAUCAAAAUCAUAUGCUGAACUGGAGGAGAAGAUACGAAGUAACCAACCUAUAGAGCUCCCUCCUGGGGCCAGAGUAUCCAAGGACUGCAGAGACCUUCUGUUGCGGUUGCUGGAGAGAAAUCCAGAUGCCCGGAUCACCUUCGCGGAGUUCUUCACCCAUCCAUUUGUGGAUUUGGAGCACAUGCCAAGUGCAGAGAGUAUAGUGAAAGCGAAGGAGCUGGUCCUGCAGGCUGUUCAGAAGGACCAGGAGGGGGAGAGGGCCGCCGCUCUCUCUUUUUACUGCAGUGCCCUUGAACAUUUUGUCCCUGCUAUUCACUAUGAGACGGACCGGCAACGUAAAGAGGCUCUCAGGCAGAAGGUCAGCCAGUACGUGUCCAGAGCUGAGGAACUGAAAGCCUUGGUAGCGUCAGACAACAGGCUGAGCUUUGAGGAGGCCCGAACUUCCAGGGAUGUCCUCCGAGAAAUGUCUCACAACGCGCCACGCCUGGCGGCUGCUUUGGAGAUGGCCUCUAUUGCCAUUGCUAAGGAGGAAAGCGGAGCAGAUGAUCACGAGGCUCUGGAUGCCUACCAGCAGUGUUUAGGAGAAUUACUGUUGGCACUAGCAGCUGAGCCGCAGGGCCGCAGGAGAGAGCUGCUCCAUGGCGAGAUUAAAAGCCUCAUGGCCAGAGCUGAAUACCUCAAAAAACAUAUCAAGAUGCAGGAGAACCAGAGGGACGUGUCUAUGGAUCGAGAACCUCUCGCAGACUCGGUCAGAAGCACCUGCUGUUUGCAGUGAGCGAUACGGCCGCCGCGAGAAGACUGGGACUUCCCGCAGGCCGUGUGUCGGUGUUCGGGUCGGACACUGAGCCUUCAGCUGAUCAGGUUUCUGCCUGGGCCAAAUCAAACCACAUCCCAACCAACUGAGUACACUGUCUGGGUGGGAUAUCACAGCUGCCAGCCAAACGUGGUCAGUGUUUUGGCUGCUGGCUGGAAAGUUUUUCUACCAGAAGAUUUGGCAGGUUGUUUGUUAUUUUUGGGGGGAUUUUUUUUUUUCUUUUACUGGUAAAAUACUGAAAGUAGCUCUUGAAUUUGCACACUGGCGAAUGUGAAAGUUCCCUGUUCUUUACACUGUGUCGCUGCACUGCUUAGCCUCAACCCCCUCCUCCCAACACGUCAUUGAUAUGUUAAUGCUGGACAGCUUGUAUGACAAUACCGCACUGUCAUGGUAAAUGAGUUAAACCGAGACCGUGGCACUUUUAGUUCGGCUCAGAACAUUCGCGGGUUUCCAGUGCGCCUGAAAAAAGGAAAAACAGACUGAUCAACUGUAAAUACAAUCAAUUGGGAGCUGUGACGUGAACAAGUAUUGCAGCUGUUUUGAACUGUAGUUUAAAGUAUAUUAUAUAGAGGUUUGUGAAAACAUGCAUGUAGUCUCCCCCCUCCUUCUCCACUGCCUUUACUGUGGGUCAACCACAAGCUCACCAUGCUCUCUCCACUGAUGGAGCCCUCUCCACCACUAUGAGGGGAAAACUGGAGAGGUGCGGCCUCUGCCUUAUUUACUCUAGCCUCGCAUUUUCGUAGGUUUGGCAGUGGCCGGGUAUUUGAGGGAUACAGUGAGUUGUGGUGCUCAGCAAAGUCUUCACAACUAGGCCUCUGUGAAACGGUGAAAAGCCUGAAGAGUUGGUGGUGAGCCGAUAAUCCUCACUGUUGUAGGUCUUCACAGGCUGUUUUCAUUUCAGACUGGUAAAGUGUUUGAAUAUUUCAAAAGGGAGCUUUACUUUGUGGGUAUAACCUUAAGGCAACUGUAGGAAAAUACCUGAAACAGGAGCGAAAGGAGCGAAGCAUUAUACGUCUGCUGGCAAGAUUUCCACACUGCUGUUUUGUUUCUUUUUUUUAUUUUUUUUUUAUUUGACUGUUUAUACAGCUGUACAUUUUAUAAUGUAUUUAUUAAAAGGGCAAAAUAGUCUGGAAAUAAAAUUGCAAUAUCUUAAAA